UAAUACUCCAAAUGAAUGCUGAUGUUGCUUUGUAACUGCUGGAUGUGUAAAUGGCCAAGUGCCACCUCUGUUGGCUAACUAAGCACCUUUCAGCAGCAGCAUAUUGCAGGCAAAGAGCAUCUAGAGAAAUAGGCUGGCAGUGGGAAAGGUUUGCUGCAGAAAUGUGGAGAUGAGAUGAGAGAGGCCUGGGAGAUUUUUGCUCUUCUCCAGUAACUAUUUACUUUGCAGUCCAUGCCUGUGACAUCAGAACCUAGACUAUAUAAAUGAAUGGAGGUUGGUAGCUUUAAUAAAUACAUGUACACUUCUCCAGAGGAGGAGAAGAAGGGAGGGAGCGUGGACAAAGGGAGGAACACAGAAGCAGAGGUGAGGAAGAUGGACAGAAGAGACACCCGGCUGGUUUGCUCUUUGCUGUUGUGUAUCAUCACUCAGGCGGGGUGCCAACAGUGUACUGGGCCAUGUCGGUGCACACCCAGCCUGCCACGCUGCCCUGUUGGUGUUCCUGUGAUGUUAGACAGCUGCGGAUGCUGCCAGGUGUGUGCUAGGCAGGAGGGUGAGGCCUGCACCGACCGGCUGCCCUGUGACAGCCACCGAGGGCUCCAGUGCGACUACAGCGCCAGCUUCCCUGGAGGGCCGGGACGGUGUGUCGGUCAGAACGAGCUGGGCUGCGAGAUAAACGGCCGGAGGCUGGAGGAGGGGCAGGUAUUUCAACCUUCCUGUGCCCAGCUCUGCCACUGCCUGGGGGGAGGGGUGACCUGCGUGCCCAUGUGCAGCGAAGAUCUGCACAGGCCCACUGAGAAGUGCCCCAGCCCCCAGCUGGUACGACUACCAGGGCGCUGCUGCAAAGAGUGGGUGUGUGAUGGCCUGGACAACAGCAUUUCUUCAAAUCCCUCAGCAGCAGAGCACACGCCUCAGGACUACGAGGGUGGGCUGUCCAGCCCGUUGCUUGGCUCAACCUCCAACUGCAUCGUGUGGACCUCCGACUGGAGCCCCUGCUCCCACAGCUGUAACCCAGGUGUCUCCACCCGCACUACAAACCGGAACUGGGCUUGUCGGCUGCAGACUGAGACCAGACUGUGCCAGAUCAGACCGUGCCAGACUCUGCAGUUGGGGCUCCCAAGACUGCAGCCGGGUUCGGGGGUGUGCGAGAGCAGCUACACUUCACCUGUGUCCAUUCAGCUGGAACAGCAGGGCUGCCGGAGCACCCGAGCCUACCGUCCCAGGUUCUGUGCCUUGACCUGUCCGGAGGGACGCUGCUGCAGCCCCUCACACACCAGGACAGUGUGGAUGCUUUUCCGUUGCCCCCAGGGCAGGCUAAGCCAGCAGCAGGUGAUGAAGAUUGAGUCCUGCUCCUGCAGCAUCUCCAACUGCCGCCCAUCCCCGGCCACAGCUGCCCGGAGUGUCCUUCCAUGGCUGUGAGCAUGCAUGGGAAGGUCCCAUCUGAGGAAAGUGACCAAACAUGUACACAUGAUAGUUGAGCCGGUGUUUAAAAAUUAUGGAAAUAUUACAAUCAGGAUGGGAUACUUAAAAUUGGCAAAUAGCUGAGUAGAGCAUCCAGCAAAAUGGGCACUCACAUUCAAAAGGAUGUACUAAGAUGUAUGCAUUAAUGUGUCACCAGAGUUACAACAAGCUAAAGAAAACCUUGUUCACAUUUGACCACAUUUUAUCCACUCUUUGGCAAACUCAGAUAUGUACUGAGAUUAAAAACAUGUCCACCCUUGCACUAGGGACACACGCUUGAGUGCCAGUCAAAUUCUGAGGAAAACAUGGCCUUAGUGAUGCAGUAAUACCACCCACAAGUUCAUUUUGAAGCCUGCCCUUUGAGUUUAGUCAGACAUACACACGGCACAGUGAAUCCUUAAUUAAGCUUAACUAUGUCUGUGGCUGGCUACCUUAGUGGUUACCUUACCUAUAGGCUGAUUUAUUUUUGCAGAUAAUAUGUUUGAUUAAUGUUAAUGUAUAUUUUCACACAUAUCCUUUAUUUUUUUUUCAAAAAAUUCUCUGUUAGAAAUCAUCAUUGGCUACACAGAGAGGAGUUCUGUCAGCUCUCAUUGCUCUUUCCUCACUGAACAGAUGUGUAUUUCAGUUAACUGAAAGUGAAAUAAAAGAACUGAAUCUGUUGUGAGACCUCAAUGUGGAAGUAUAGUAUAGUUACAUUUUCAGUGAGAAUCAAAUAGCCUGCAGUUUCAGACAAACUGAAUACAAGUUCAUAAUAUUAAAUCCAGUUUGAAGUUUCACUUCCAAACUAUUAAAUUCAAUUUCAAGUUAUGCUAUUCAGAUUCAGUUUUUCAAUGCAAUUAUUCAAAUUCAAUUAUUCAGAUGCCAUGUAUAGUGGCACAUAUUUCUGCCCAUAACAUUAGCUUUAUAACGUCUCCUCAUCUACAAGCAUGUACACAUACAAACAUGCUCUGGAUUGUCUCCUUAUCACAGAGCCAACAUCUGCACCUUUGAUUUGAGAUAUCAAAUCAAAUAUCAAAAGGUUGGACAAAAUAUGCAGAUAGCUGCACACUGAUUUGGGAGUUUGAGAAGAGUUAUAUAAAACUGGGCCCACCUAUUACUUACAAUAUGCAUAGUAUAAAUCAUACAAAUUCACAUAGUGGACUUUUAAAAAUCUUGGUAUGUAUUCAUUUGCAAACGUCAGGAUGUGUUUCUUUCAAAUAAGAUCCGAUUUGAUUUACUUAAAAAGCUGUGGUAAAUAAAAGAACUGUUGUUUGUUUAAUCAAGUGCAAGUUGUUGAACUGAGGAAUACAUGUUUCAUUAAAGUGAUUUGAUUCUUGGUUUAAUAAAUUAAUAUCUUAGUAGAAUGGAAUUUGGUUGGGCCUACCUGAUUUCAAUGUUGGUAAUCGACUCUGUAGUGCAAAGUUAUAAAUGCUUCAACCUGCAGGACUAGUGAUAAAUCCGUGAUCAACAGUUAGCUGUUAUGACAGUAUGCAUGAUGUAAGUUAUUUCACUGGAAUAAAUCCUUUGAUUUGUUCUUGUAAAA
This is a messenger RNA of Etheostoma spectabile (orangethroat darter), 2980 nucleotides long. RefSeq names its product WNT1-inducible-signaling pathway protein 2. Gene Ontology annotation, molecular function: heparin binding; integrin binding. Gene Ontology annotation, cellular component: extracellular matrix; extracellular region. Gene Ontology annotation, biological process: positive regulation of cell differentiation; signal transduction; cell adhesion. The record is from RefSeq and is a predicted model, not a curated record. Lineage: Eukaryota; Metazoa; Chordata; Actinopteri; Perciformes; Percidae. The transcript is spliced from 6 exons. The coding region runs from base 268 to 1416 and encodes 382 amino acids.